Molecule: messenger RNA, 1205 nt
Organism: Aaosphaeria arxii CBS 175.79
Lineage: Eukaryota; Fungi; Ascomycota; Dothideomycetes; Pleosporales
Exons: 2
Coding region: 94-1098 (334 amino acids)
Source: RefSeq, a predicted model, not a curated record
UCGUGGCCAUCAAUCCUCCAUCGUGCCCUGCACCAGCCAUUGAUGUUCGUCGCAACCGAGUAGUCUACACCUACCUCCAUCCGCCCGCCGGCCAUGGAACCCCAGGCUCCGCCGAACGCCGCCGCAGCCAUUCCACCUGCCACUUCCACUCCCUCACCUCCCAUUGCUGCUGCCACCGUACACAGCUCCAGUCCACGAAACUCGCAGAAUUAUCAGCAGAAUUAUCAGCAGCAGUUGCAGCAGCAACAGCGCCAACAGUAUCAGCGAACUUCGCAGCCCACACCUCCCAGCGAUUACGAAUACACAUAUACCGACAAAGAUGCAUACUAUGCCCGUCAAGCCAAUCCUCGCUCACAGCGAGGCUCCAAGAGCAGCAGUGCCCGCGCUCACGACUCUGUCAUAUCACACCCGUUUUCCCCAAAGGUCUCAGCACCUCCCAGUCCGGGCAGCAGUAUCUCCUCCGUAGGCAGGAAGCACCGCUCGAUAGAGCAGAUUCAACCAGUUCAGCGACCAACCAGCGUCACCUACCCACCUCGCGCCUACAUCGAUCCAGAGAAGGCCGCUGCAGCGUCUUACGGCCAUCGCUCCUCUCAUCGGAAUUCGUCAAAUCCAGAUGGAGCAAAUGCCAUCUACGACUCUGGUGAAUACCACGAAAAGGGUCCCGAAGAGAAGGCCUGGCAGUUAUUGCUCUUUCUCUCUGCGCCAUGCAUGCUCCUCUCGUUCGGCAUCACCCUCUGGACUAUCUUCGCCCUUUUCGCUGCGCUUCUUCUCCAGCCCCUUCGUCUCUUCUCCACCCGCCCACCUCUUCCCGCGCAACUCAUCUCCUUCCUCGCGCCGCCACUCAACCUCCAACUCCACCUAAUAUAUUCCUUCUCCUCAUCGACGGAAUAUAGUCCAGCCAUGCUCGUCGUUGUGCACCUCUUCUCCCCCGUCGUAGCCGCAGGCGUCGCAGUCGCUGCAUGGACAGCCGCCUGCUUCUGGUUCUUCUCCGCGAUCCUCGGCGACCCAUCCGGCCAGGACAGCCACAACGACGGCAAAGAGAGCAUCCUAGGCGUGCGAAACUGGUGGGACCGAUGGCUCUCGCGAGCGCUCCGGUAGCGACAGAAUCUCGUCCAAGUUCAGCAGUUGCGCGGUGGUGGGUUUUGGUACGAAUAAGAAAAAGAGUAGUUCGCUUCGUGUUGUUUUGUGUUCAUUGAACAGGUGUU